AUGAGUUAUGACAGUGAUGAAGUUGAGAUAUUGAUGAGUAACACAAGUGUGCAAGGUGGUGUGAAUUUAGAAGAUGUGAAUUUAGAAGAUGUUGUGAAUAUGAAAGAUGGAGUCCAAGUGGAAGAUGGAGCCAAUGUGGAUGGAAGAGCCAAUGUCAUUUCCUCGUCGAGUAGUGGUCCUUCGGAGCCAUUCAUUGUAGACUAUGUAUGCACAAGAGAAGGAUUUCGGCGAGUAAGUUGGAAAGAACAAGAUCGAACUAUCCCUGAACCAGCUGAGACGAAAAUUGGAUGUAAAGCAAUAAUGGGAAUAAAAAAGGAUGGUGAAAAGUGGAUAGUCAACAAAUUUGUGGUUGGACAUAACCAUAUUUUACUUAUACCUAGAAGUACUAGUUUUCUUCGUGGACACAUGGGAGUUACUAAAGUCCAGAAAAAGCUUAUUAUGACUUUGAAUGAGUCCGGUGUACCGAUAAGAAAGAUUAUGUCGGUCAUGAGUAAAGAAUCUGGUGGUGACUUUAAUGUUGGUUGUAUUGGCAAGGAUGUUGAAAAUUACGUUGGAAACAAAAGGAGAAAAGUUUUUGAAGAAGGAGAUGCACAAAGGUUAUAUUCUUAUUUUGUUGAUCGACAACUCAAAGAACCUGGGUUUGUUUUCUCCAUACAAGUUGACAAAAAUGGGUGUAUGGAAAGUUGUUUUUGGGCUGAUGUGCGAUCAAGGGCUGCAUACUAG
Molecule: messenger RNA, 723 nt
Organism: Carya illinoinensis
Lineage: Eukaryota; Viridiplantae; Streptophyta; Magnoliopsida; Fagales; Juglandaceae
Product: protein FAR1-RELATED SEQUENCE 5-like
Exons: 2
Coding region: 1-723 (240 amino acids)
Source: RefSeq, a predicted model, not a curated record